AUGGAAUAUAUUGGUUAUAUGGUUAUAUUACUGUUUUGUUGUGUUAACACAGCACAUCUACUAAAGUACCAACACAAUCAUGAUUGGGAUCUAUUAAUUUUUACACAACAAUGGCCUGAAACUGUAUGCAAAGAAUGGGUACAUCACAAUCCAUCGCACACCUGCAAAAUGCCCAAGAAGGAAGAUUCCUGGGCGAUCCAUGGUAUUUGGCCGACAAAGCUAGGCACUCUAGAUCCUUCAUUCUGCAAUAGGACUUGGCUCUUUGACCCUGAAGAAAUCAGACCUAUUGAAACAGAUCUAAUUAAUGUUUGGACCAAUAUUGAAGAAGGUACUGGUAUAUACUCAUUUUGGGCACAUGAAUGGAACAAGCAUGGUACCUGUGCUGCCGUAUUAGAACCACUCGACACACAGUAUAAGUAUUUCUCCAAAGGCCUUAAUUUCUUUCAACAAUAUGACAUGUCUGCAGUUCUAGCUAAAUCAGGAAUUGUCCCAGAUGAUGAUAAUGAAUACAAACUUCUUGAUAUCUACAAUGCUGUAAAAAAUACAUUGGAGGUCAAUCCUUCAAUUCAGUGCAGAGUAGAAGAAGGUAAGUCAUUUUUGGUCGAAAUAAGGAUAUGUUUCGAUAAGACACUGAAUCUAACCAAUUGUGAUGGCAUAAAAUACAGCAGAACAGUUAAUCAAGUACCUGUCAUAACCAACUGUGACCCUUCCAGUGGUAUCUUGUACCCUCAUAAUAAGUUACCACCAAAGAAAAUUUAUGUGGAGCUUUAUAAACUGGUUUCAUGGCUACAAUGGUUAACUUUGUAA
Messenger RNA from Chilo suppressalis (striped riceborer), 807 nucleotides. NCBI's taxonomy places the organism in Eukaryota, Metazoa, Arthropoda, Insecta, Lepidoptera, Crambidae. The record is from the annotation of a GenBank genome assembly.